AUGCUUCGACGUUCCGCAGGGAACAAGCUGGGGCUUCUGAGCUUCCAACCGCUUUCAUAUCGGAGACCACUAUUGUUAUACCCAUACACCGUCCUUCCCCGAUACCAGAGUAACUGGAGUCGCGAUCAUGAACACGAUGCUUUCGAUGGACCCAAUUCCGAACGAAACCGCGAACCGAAAAAUAAUAGAAAACGUGAAGCCGGUACAUUCACAUUGGAUGUGGACACGCUUGGAAAACCAGGACAAAUCGUUGUUGUGCCUUCAAGACGUCGUCGAAUGUUAAAUCGCAAUCGCGACAAAACCCUCCAAAAUGAAUCUAGCGGCACAAUCAGCUCUAUGUUGGAUGGAAUUAAUGAGGAGAGCUCAUCGCCUAGCGAUAAGUCGGUCCAACAGAGAAUUGAAGGGGUUCGUGGAUCAUAUCAACUGGGGCAGACUUUGCCUGCUGCCGACUUCAAGACGUUGUGGUCAAAAUUGGCUUCCUCUUUCACAUACAAGCAAUUGUCCGAGUUUAUCUCAGAAUACAAUCGCAAUAAUGUAAUAGAAGAGAAAGGCUGGACGUGGGGGUCAAGUAACUCCAAAUCGCAGGACAAGUCAUUGGGAAAGACCAAGGGCUCCAGGGGGAAGUCCCGGGCUGCAGAGACGAUCGUUCGGGAUUGUUGGCAGCUGGUGGCUGAGGGCGAGUCUGGCCAGUUGGGAUUCCGCGUUCCCGCACAUUUUAUAUCUUUGCUUCUCCAUGCUGAGCAUUUCUCUUUCCACGAGCUAGCUAGUCUCCAUGGCUGCGGAAUUGAUGUCACACAAUCUGCGGGCCUGGUAUCACUUACUGGCAAGCGAAAUGAUUGUGAGUCUGUUCGCGAGAUUAUCAUUGAUGCCACUGGCAGAAUUCGCGAAGAGGAUGUUGGAAUCAACCCAUAUACCCACGGAGACGGAAUCAAUCAAGUUUUUAGCGCAGAAUUUUUGGAAUGGGUCAACAGUACCCACGGGGUAUUUGUUGAGUACAAAGCACACAGGCCGCCACAAAAGAUUCUCUUUCUUGCCGAGAAUAAGUUGGGAGCGGAUAAUGCGCGGAGGACCUUGAACUUGGCCUUAUCCAACACCACCCCUUCAACGACGCCAUUUUCAACCUAUUUGCCUGCGUCGGAACUCGCCAACCAGAAGCUCAUGCCUCGUGGUUUGAGCAGCAAAAGUCAUGGUUCCGGUGGGCUAUGUCAUCCAUUACUACUCCGGAACAUCGGUCCAGCGGCCGGUUUGCGCGAAUCUGUGACAGCUGUGGUUGGGAAAUGCCUUUUCAUGCAAAGGCCUUCUCUCGAUAAUACAGCUAUCAGUCCGGCACAGUUGGGGCGACUAUCCCUUCCACAGGCUUUUACAGCUGACGUACCUCGGGUGUCGCGUUUCAUCAAAUCACUCAUGCCUACCCGCCCAAAGAAUGAGGCACCGCUAUAUCGACUUCGGUUGUCUCCAACGUCCAACGCAGGUUCCCCACCAGAACUCGAAAUUGAGGCAGCCAUGAACUCGAGUUUGACUGGCAUUGACAUCCUCAGCGUUAAGGCUAUCAUCACUACAAACAGCGUUGACUACCUGCUUCCAGAAAAUGGCCUGGACUUGCGUUUCACACGAACUGUGUCACAAGACCUCUUGUAUAACCCAUCUCCCCACUCAGAACUCCCGCAAAGCUCUUCUGAGCACCUAUUACCCGAGCCUUAUUCCUCGCCACAAAUUCAAGCAAUGCUGCAAAGCCUCAAAUUUUCCCUCGAGGGCUCAAUCGUCAGCAGUGUAUCUUCGAAAGGCCCUGUUCCACUUCCUAUAUUUUGCAACAUCACUCUUCCAUCUGGUCUUGUUCCACAGUCUCCCUCGCAAAGAGUUGAAUCCAAAAAAGUGGACGAAUCGAUGACAGAGAACAGCGUCACUGUCGAAUAUAUGUUCCCUCCACUCACCGACAUUCGAGGUGCCAUUGUCCAAAAAUACGACUUUGACGGGCGGCCACUGGACUACCGGUAUUAUGAGAGCGGUUCGCUGCUCGCUGCUCGGACAAAUGAAGUCUCUCUGGGCAUGGAGAUUCCCCAGACCGACUCUGCCGCAGAAAAUGACCAAUCUGAGCAGCUUGAUCAGGAGUUCCAUUCGUUCUACAACGCGGCGUGUGGCAUGGCAUUCAAAAUCCAUGGUAACAGAUAUGUGGAUUGA
Molecule: messenger RNA, 2178 nt
Organism: Penicillium coprophilum
Lineage: Eukaryota; Fungi; Ascomycota; Eurotiomycetes; Eurotiales; Aspergillaceae
Product: putative respiratory complex assembly protein Rmp1
Exons: 3
Coding region: 1-2178 (725 amino acids)
Source: RefSeq, a predicted model, not a curated record